UCAAUGGCCAAUCCUAGCGAAGCUUCUGCACUUAGGUUCAUUGAGAAGCAUCUACUCGACGAGCUCUCUCCAGUGGCUACAGAUCGAUGGAUGAUACACGAAUCAGCUGCAACGGAAUCUAGCUCCGAUUCUUCUCCUACGAUCUUCGGAUCACCAGCAGCUCCAAUUGAAUUCUCUGAGUUCGAGAAUAAACCUGAAAUCAUCGAUCUCUCGACGCCGAGAUUCGUAGAUUUGAUUUCUAGUCCAUUUGAAUUCGACUCGGAGGUUUCUCUCUCUGAUUUCGAUUUUAAACCAUCUUACCAAACCGGAAAUCAAUUCGAACCGGAGAUUAAAACUCAAUCGAACCGAAAACCGCCGUUGAAGAUCUCCGUACCAACCAAAACCGAAUGGAUUCAAUUUGAUCCCCAACCGGAAGUUACUAAACCGAAGCAAGCAAUCGCUGAAGAGAAGAAGCAUUACAGAGGAGUGAGACAAAGACCCUGGGGGAAAUUCGCUGCGGAGAUCCGAGACCCGAAUAAACGCGGAUCUCGCAUUUGGCUCGGGACGUUCGAUACCGCGAUUGAAGCGGCUAGAGCUUACGACCAAGCAGCGUUUAGACUUCGAGGAUCGAAGGCCAUUCUGAAUUUCCCUCUCGAGGUCGGGAAGUGGAAGACACGCUCCAACGCCGACGGCGAGAAGAAACGAAAGAGACACGACGAACUAGAGGAUGUGACUGUGGUAGAGAAAGUGUUGAAGACGGAACAGAACGUUAACGGCAAGGAGACUUUCCCGUUCGUAGAGUCAGACUUGACGGAGUUGUACGACUGGGACUUAACGGGGUUUCUGAACUUUCCGCUUCUAUCGCCGUUAUCUCCUCGUCCAUCGUUUAGUUAUUCGGAGUUGACCGUUGCUUGAUUUUUUUCUAGUGUCGGCGGUGUAUAUGCUGAUGUGGAAAAAAUAGUACACGUUGGUGCAUGAGAUUUAAAAGGCAUAUACGUCGAUACAGGUGUUUAUAUUUUUGACUUAUUUCUAUUUGUACAUUUUUUUCAUACUACUACGUUAUUUUAUUUAAUGAAGAUCGGAGAAUCGGUUUGUGUGUUA
Messenger RNA from Brassica oleracea var. oleracea, 1080 nucleotides. Its product is annotated as ethylene-responsive transcription factor 5-like. Gene Ontology annotation, biological process: ethylene-activated signaling pathway; regulation of DNA-templated transcription. The record is from RefSeq and is a predicted model, not a curated record. Lineage: Eukaryota; Viridiplantae; Streptophyta; Magnoliopsida; Brassicales; Brassicaceae. Gene Ontology annotation, molecular function: DNA binding; DNA-binding transcription factor activity.